GAUGAAUGAUGAUGACGUGGGCAUUGUGGGUGUACAAACAGUGACCCAACAGGCACCGGAAGCAGAAAGACGGCAAGCAGACAGACCGGAAGCAGAAAGACAGGCAAAGCCUAAGCUAACCUGUGUGGACCAGGCACUGUUUGAACAGGCUGUCGUAGGUGCUGGACAUGUGGGAGAAAAACCAGUCGAGGAGAUGACAGAUAUGCUAGAAGGUUUGACUGGUCCCCACAUGGCCACCCUUUUCUGCAGCGGGGCUGGAAAGAACAGAUUGUGGCCACUGCCCCUAUCCCCAUUGGCGGCUGAGGAGGUUGCCAGGAGGGAAGGCAAACUUCUGGUGGUGGCAGUCGCCCUAACUCCGGGACUAGAGAAUACAAGACUUGCAAGAUUCACUAGCACCGAAGCCUUCUUCAGGAUCAUCGAAGACCUGCAGGCCCUGUAUAUACACACUCUCCAUACAACAGAAGAUGGCAAAGAAUGUUUUGGAUUUUCUACUCUAUAG
Messenger RNA from Branchiostoma floridae (Florida lancelet), 499 nucleotides. RefSeq lists its product as uncharacterized. The transcript has 7 exons. Bases 2 to 499 code for a protein of 165 amino acids. The record is from RefSeq and is a predicted model, not a curated record. Lineage: Eukaryota; Metazoa; Chordata; Leptocardii; Amphioxiformes; Branchiostomatidae.